Aspergillus chevalieri is the source of this 2925-nucleotide messenger RNA. RefSeq lists its product as uncharacterized. Gene Ontology annotation, molecular function: four-way junction helicase activity; 3'-5' DNA helicase activity; ATP binding. The transcript has a single exon. NCBI's taxonomy places the organism in Eukaryota, Fungi, Ascomycota, Eurotiomycetes, Eurotiales, Aspergillaceae. Gene Ontology annotation, biological process: double-strand break repair via homologous recombination. Bases 1 to 2925 code for a protein of 974 amino acids. Gene Ontology annotation, cellular component: chromosome; cytoplasm. The record is from RefSeq and is a predicted model, not a curated record.
AUGGAUGCGGACCAGUGGAUGGCGCAUAUGACGGAUUUACAGGCGGGCCAUUCAUCGCACGUGGCGGGGAUGGUAUAUGGGCGGCAGCUGAUGGAGCAGGCGGGCACAACAAGCCACCGGCGGGCGAUGUUCCGGCAGUCCAGUGUGGAUUGGCACCAGUUUCUGGGGUUCGGCUGCGGCACGGGGGUUCCAGGAGAUGUCCAUGCCGACAUUGAUGCCGGUGGGCUUCGGGCUGGCUUGGUGGAUGAAGGCAGCUGUCCAAGCCGCUGUCCCGGUCAGGAACAGGUUAGGGCUUGCUUGGUGGAUGAUCCCAGUCAGGAACGGGUUAGGGCUUGCUUGGUGAAUGAUCCCGGUCAGGAACGGGUUAGGGCUCGCUUGGUGAAUGAUCCAAGUCAGCAAGCGGUUAGGGCUCGCUUGGUGGAUGAAGGUAGCUGUCCAAUUCACCAUCCCGGUCAGGAACGGGUUAGGGCUUGCUUGGUGGAUGAUCCCGGUCAGGAACGGGUUAGGGCUCGCUUGGUGGAUGAUCCCGGUCAGGAACGGGUUAGGGCUCGCUUGGUGGAUGAAGGUAGCUGUCCAAUUCACCAUCCCGGUCAGGAACAGGUUAGGGCUCGCUUGGUGGAUGAAGGUAGCUGUCCAAUUCACCAUCCCGGUCAGGAACAGGUUAGGGCUUGCUUGGUGAAUGAUCCCAGUCAGGAACGGGUUAGGGCUCGCCCCGUGCUCGGGAAACGCAAGCGGGCCCCAUGGCAGGUGGAGGCUGAGGAGCACCACAUGGAGCGGCGCCACCAGCUGCAGACCAUGGACAUGGCCGCUGCGCUGCAGCAGAUGACCGGUCAGGCCGGCAUGCAGUUCCAGGGCAUCCAGGCACCCGCCAUGGCGGCGAUCCAGCAGGGCAAGAGCCCCGUGGUGGCAGUCAUGCCCACCGGCGGUGGGAAAAGCAUGUUAUUCAUGUUGCCCGCGUGGGCCGUCCCCGGGGGCACCACCAUUGUGGUGGUGCCAUUGAUCUCGCUGCGGCAGGAUAUGCAGCAGCGGGGCCGGCGGCUAGGCAUCCCAUGUAUGGCAUGGGACCGGCAGCAGCCAUGUGAUGAAGCAGCCAUUGUGCUGGUCACACCGGAAUCGGCUGUCACCCCCGAUUUCCAUUCAUUCAUCAACCGGUUGGUGGUGAUGCAGCGGCUGGACCGGGUGGUGAUUGAUGAAUGCCACAUCAUUAUGAACCAGCAGAAGAACUUCCGGUCCGCCAUGGCACAGCUUGGGAAGCUCGUUCGGGCCCGUACACAGAUGGUGUUUUUAACGGCCACAUUGCCCCCCGAGAUGGAACCGGAGUUCAGCCAGCGCAUUCACCACCCACAGGAUCAGAUCGAUAUAUAUCGGGCCCGCACGAGCCGCGGCAAUGUGGCAUAUGGGGUGUGGCGGCCACCGAUUCCACACACUGCACCACAUGGAUAUGGAUGGGAGCAGGAUGCCCGGAUUAUUCAGUUCCUGCAGGCGCAGCUCCAGUGGGCCCGGGCCCGGGGGGGGAAGAUGGUGAUAUAUGCCAACCGGGUCCACCAGGUGCAGGCGAUGGCGGCGGUAUUGGGAUGUGAGGCGUAUUUCAGUGGGCAGGUGGACCGGGGUGGGAUUUUGGGGCGGUUCAUGGGAGGGGAUUCCACAGUGCUUUGCGCGACCAGUGCAUUGGGCAUGGGGGUUGAUAUUCCAAAUAUCCGAGUGAUCAUUCAUCUUGGGACGCCCCGGACGUUAUUGGAUUAUGCACAGGAAAGUGGGCGAGCCGGGCGGGAUGGGAAGGCCAGCCAGGCGAUCAUUAUCCAGCCGGCGGGGUGGGCGGAGGAUGAGCGGCAGCUGGGCACACCGGAGGUGGAGGGGGAGCUGGUGCAGCAAUACAUGGGGGUGGUGGCAGGUCGGGGGUGCCGGCGGGUGGUACUGGACGAUUAUCUGGAUGGGACGGUGAAUGGAUACCGGCGGCAGCAUUGCGGGGAUGACGGGGACGAGCAGGCAUGUGAUGGGUGUAAUGUGCAGUGGCAUGUAGGGGACGUGGGUGGUGAUGAGGCCGGGCAUGAGGCCGGGCAUGAGGCUGGGCAUGAGGCCGGGUGUGUGGGCUUGCACCAUGGCCCAGGGCAGGCGGUUCGGCCAGUGUUAGGGCUGGCAGAUGACCCAGACUGGCGGGCGCGCAGUGCCACGAGGCGUUCCAAUGGUCGGGGGCUCAGGCGCGGAAUGGAGUAUGAUUCCAGCAGAGCAGCGGGCUCAUGCAGGCCAAGCCGAAGCCGGAGCCAUAGCCCACGCCGGAGCUAUUGCCCACGCUGGAGCCAUAGCCAUAGCCCGAGCCAUAGCCAUAGCCCGAGCCAUAGCCCGAGCCACGGCCAGCACCAGCGCCAGUGGGCCGCGGCCGACAUUCAAUUCCGCCGGCAACAGUCCCAGGCAUGGCUGGAUGAGGAGUUUGGGGAGCAGGAGGCUCAGCAGUGGCGGGAUCGAUGUUAUAUCUGCGCCAUGGCCCAGGCAGAUGACCAGCACGAUUUAUAUUCAUGCCGGCAUGCACGCAGCCAGGCAGCCAAGCAGUGGAUGCUGCAGGUUCGCCGGCGGAUCCAGUACAGCCGAUUCAGCGGGUGUUUUUCAUGUGGGAUGCCGCAGACGAUAUGCGCCGGGUGGGAGCCAGGAGGCCAGUGUCAGUACCGGGGGGUUUUGAUCCCCAUGGUGGCGAUGAUGCUGCAUGGGCCAUGGGGGGUGGGCAUUCGGGAGGCAUGGCAGCGGCGACUGGUGGGAUUGCAGGUCGACGGCGCGGACAUUGGGGCGGUGAUUGGGUGGCUGGGGCAGCGCAGCCGGGCGGGCCAUAGCCAGUUGUUUGAGGAGUUUUGUUGGCUGCGGCGGGUGAGUCAGGAGGUUGAGUUGGGGUUGGAGUUGGGAGGCAGAGAGAUGGAGGAUUGGCCAGGACCAUAG